ACAAACUCAUGCCCUACGUCUCAACAUUAACUCUAACCCCUGAACUGCCCCUCCCCUGAAACUCGGUAAACAGUCCAACCUCCAGACCGGAGAAGGGAGGAGAGGAGAGGAGAGGAGAGGAGGAAACACACACACACACGAAGCCUCAGCCGUUCACACUUCCGUUAACUGCACGAGCGACGCUUCAUAAACUCCGAGCCCGGUUUCCUCCAUGUCUGCUCGUGUAAACACACAGCGCCAGCGCGGCUCAUGUGGAGCACGCAGCGGGACGAGCCGGCCCUGAGACAGCGGAAACCAGCCGGGGAAAGAUGAAAUGUUUCUCCCGUUACCUGCCUUACAUCUUCCGACCUCCGAGCAUCCUCCUUUCCUCCACCUGCCACGCCGAAGCUGACAUCAUCUCUACGGUUGAGUUCAACUCAACAGGGGAGCUCUUGGCCACUGGGGACAAAGGAGGACGUGUGGUGGUUUUCCAGAGGGAGCAGGAGAGUAAGAACCAACCUCAAAGGAGAGGAGAGUACAACGUUUACAGCACAUUUCAGAGCCACGAGCCGGAGUUUGACUACCUGAAGAGUCUUGAGAUUGAGGAAAAGAUCAACAAAAUAAGGUGGCUGCCCCAACAGAAUGCAGCUUACUUCCUUCUCUCCACCAACGAUAAAACUGUGAAGCUGUGGAAGAUCAGUGAGAGAGAUAAAAGACCAGAGGGCUACAAUCUGAAGGAUGAGGAUGGGCGGAUCCGAGACCCUGCCACCAUCACGUCACUACGGGUGCCCGUGCUGAGGCCAAUGGACCUCAUGGUGGAAGCGACGCCUAGAAGGGUUUUCUCCAACGGUCACACAUACCACAUCAACUCCAUCUCGGUUAACAGUGACUAUGAGACAUACAUGUCCACAGAUGACCUUCGGAUCAACCUGUGGCACCUGGAGAUCACCAACAGAAGCUUCAACAUUGUGGACAUUAAGCCAGCCAACAUGGAGGAGCUGACAGAGGUGAUCACAGCAGCAGAGUUUCACCCUCACCAGUGCAACACAUUUGUCUACAGCAGCAGUAAAGGCUCCAUCCGUCUGUGUGACAUGAGGGCCGCUGCGCUCUGCGAUAACCACUCCAAGUUCUUUGAAGAGCCUGAGGACCCAAGCAACCGAUCCUUCUUUUCUGAAAUCAUCUCAUCCAUCUCUGAUGUCAAGUUCAGCCACAGUGGGCGCUACCUGAUGACCCGGGAUUACUUAACGGUUAAAGUGUGGGACCUGAACAUGGAAAGCAAACCCCUGGAGACCUAUCAGGUCCAUGACUACCUGAGGAGUAAACUCUGCUCCCUGUAUGAGAACGACUGCAUCUUUGACAAGUUUGAGUGUGUCUGGAACGGAUCAGACAGCAUGAUCAUGACCGGCUCAUACAACAACUUCUUCCGAAUGUUUGACCGCAAUACGAAACGGGACGUGACUCUGGAGGCAUCGCGAGAGAACAGCAAGCCACGGGCCAUCCUGAAGCCACGCAAGGUGUGUGUGGGUGGAAAGCGGCGCAAGGAUGAAAUCAGUGUCGACAGCCUGGACUUCAGCAAGAAAAUCCUGCACACCACUUGGCACCCCUCAGAGAACAUCAUCGCUGUAGCCGCCACUAACAACCUCUAUAUCUUCCAGGAUAAGGUCAAUUAACACACACACAACUUGAUUGGUCACAUACACACACACACACACACAUAUAUACAUAUAUACACACACACACACACGCAUGGACACACACAGACAGACAGACAGACAGACAGGCAGACUGGCGUGCCUGAUCACUGCAUGGGGCCAGUGUUUGGCUACAGGAGCCACGAUGCUGGUGUUAUAUGGAUUUUUUUUGUGCUGAAAGAAGCUGGGACUGUGCGAUGGAGCAGGAUACAGAGAGCAUGACCAGACCGAAAUUAUGGACGCAGACAUGUUGCGCACUAAAGAGUGUGAAAAAGAUGCGCUAUGCUAUUUUGCAUAACCCGUUCUACUGUCCUGUUUUCACCACCACAUCCACAUUUCCACUCUUUCUCUCUUUAACACCGUUUAUUUAUUCUAUUUAUUUACUUUUCCAUUUGAAGGAAAUGCCGGAUGUUUUAAAAUUGAAACGGGGCUCCAUUACGUGCACUGUUUUAUCAGGUUUCACAAACCUGACUCGAAGGAUGGUGUCAAUAAGCUUCGUGUGGUCUGUUUUCAUUGACUCUCAUCAGUGCUCGCACUUGUGACACCAAAGGGCAUUCCAUAAAGAAGCUGACAAAGGUCUAGACAGAAAGGACACCGUUCCAUUCCCUUGCCCUUCAUCCACUCCACAGCUGUCAAUGAAACUGACCUGGACUUUGGACGUGGCCAUGCACACUGAUGCGAAGGCCAUAUACAAUCACUGGACACGAUUAUAAUCCUUUGCUACCUGAUUCUUUAAGAACAUGGAGGUAUAAGUGGUCUGAAGUCAUCAACGAUGUAGUUUUAUUCGUCUUUUUUAUGUUAACGUUUCAUUUAAUAAGCUGUGGUGCCUUCUUUUCGUAUGUGAGCAGUUGGGAAGGGGGUUGAUGGGAUGGGAUCCUGUUUUUGGAUGGUGUGAUAUGUUGGUUUGUGGAAUGUGACUGUUUUUUAUUUAAAUGAAAUGUGGAUUGAAUAGCUUUGUGUAAGGAAAAAUGAAUGAAAGUGAUGUAUUCAAGUACUCAAAAUGACAGUACUUGAAUUUUGCAAAACAGGUCAUGGUAUCAGCUCUGUAGGCUUAUGAUUUUGAAGUCUAUGUCCCUGGAUUUGACUCAUUCAGUGCAGUGUUAGGUGGAAGCUGUGACUGCACUCGUGACAAAUCGCUGUAAUGAACGAAGAGAAUGUCUGCUCAGCAGGGUGCAAACUGCAGCAUGAAAUACUUUUGCCUCUUAUUCAGACAGCUCACAUGUCCCACUGUCGUGCAUUUCCCGCAGACAGCUAAUGCACCAUCCUACUUUCAAGUAUGUUUCAUGAUGUGCAAGAAAGUGGAAGGACGGCGAAUAAUGUAGCCUAACUAGACAUGAAGAAUAUAUGAUAUCAGGGAAUUUUAGGUACAAGUCCUUAAAAAAAAAAGUAACAUCUAACCAAUUUCAGUUGUGAACUUGUUAAUGAAACAAAGUUUUAUAGCUCAGAAUGUAUUUAAAUGCAAUUGAAUGACAUUCAGUCUUUAUGCUUAAUGGAAUUUGUUGAAAUAAAAAAU
Molecule: messenger RNA, 3183 nt
Organism: Neoarius graeffei (lesser salmon catfish)
Lineage: Eukaryota; Metazoa; Chordata; Actinopteri; Siluriformes; Ariidae
Product: serine/threonine-protein phosphatase 2A 55 kDa regulatory subunit B beta isoform
Exons: 9
Coding region: 309-1649 (446 amino acids)
Biological process (GO): peptidyl-serine dephosphorylation
Cellular component (GO): protein phosphatase type 2A complex; cytosol
Molecular function (GO): protein binding; protein phosphatase regulator activity
Source: RefSeq, a predicted model, not a curated record